Molecule: messenger RNA, 1664 nt
Organism: Carya illinoinensis
Lineage: Eukaryota; Viridiplantae; Streptophyta; Magnoliopsida; Fagales; Juglandaceae
Product: 3-isopropylmalate dehydrogenase 2, chloroplastic-like
Exons: 11
Coding region: 81-1307 (408 amino acids)
Biological process (GO): L-leucine biosynthetic process
Molecular function (GO): magnesium ion binding; NAD binding; 3-isopropylmalate dehydrogenase activity
Source: RefSeq, a predicted model, not a curated record
UUUCCGUCAAUACUCCGCGAGAAAUCGGUCGACUCACUGUUACGAACCGCCCGCAGAAACUCACAGAGUUGAAGAAACGAAUGGCGGCUUCUCUGCAACUCAACGCCAGGGCUUUCCGGCCCUAUUUCCCACUAAACACUGUUUCCCGGUCUCUGUCCAAACAAUCACCCAAACCGGGUCGGAUCAGGUGCGCCGCUACUACACCGUCCAAACGCUAUACCAUCACUCUGCUUCCCGGAGAUGGCAUUGGUCCCGAGGUCAUCUCCGUCGCCAUCAACGUCCUCAAGCUCACCGGUUCUCUCGAAGGGAUUGAAUUUAAGUUCCAAGCAAUGCCUGUGGGUGGAGCUGCUUUGGAUCUGACUGGAGUGCCAUUGCCGGAGGAGACGCUUUCAGCUGCAAAGAAAUCGGAUGCAGUUUUGCUUGGGGCAAUUGGAGGGUAUAAAUGGGAUAAAAAUGAAAAGCACUUGAAGCCAGAGACUGGGUUACUACAACUUCGGGCUGGCCUGAAAGUUUUUGCAAAUUUGAGGCCGGCAACUGUUUUACCACAGUUAGUGGAUGCUUCAACUUUGAAAAAAGAGGUUGCAGUAGGUGUUGACCUAAUGGUUGUAAGAGAGCUUACUGGAGGUAUUUAUUUCGGAAAGCCCAGGGGUUUCAGCAUCAAUGAGAAUGGUGAGGAGAUUGGCUUCAAUACUGAGGUGUAUGCCGCUCACGAGAUUGAUCGCAUUGCUCGUGUGGCAUUUGAGACUGCUCGGAAGCGGCAUGGAAAACUUUGCUCUGUUGACAAAGCGAAUGUAUUGGAGUCAUCGAUCCUUUGGAGGAAAAGAGUAACAGCCAUAGCCUCAGAAUAUCCUGAUGUUGAACUUUCACACAUGUAUGUUGAUAAUGCCGCAAUGCAGCUUGUUCGGAACCCAAAACAGUUUGAUACAAUUGUAACAAACAACAUAUUCGGGGACAUUUUGUCUGAUGAGGCUUCAAUGAUUACUGGAAGUAUUGGGAUGCUUCCAUCUGCUAGUCUGGGUGAAUCGGGACCUGGACUCUUCGAACCUAUUCAUGGUUCUGCUCCUGAUAUUGCUGGACUGGAUAAGGCAAAUCCAUUAGCAACGGUGCUCAGUGCUGCCAUGCUUUUGAAGUACGGUCUAGGGGAAGAAAAUGCUGCCAAGAGAAUUGAGACUGCGGUACUGGACACUUUGAGUAGGGGUUAUCGAACUGGUGACAUAUACUCGGAUGGAAAUAAGUUGGUGGGAUGCAAGGAAAUGGGGGAAGAGGUACUGAAGUCAGUAGAUUCCCAAGUUCCUUCUCCAGUAUGAAUGGAAACUGGAUGAAAGAAUGGGCUAAUAUGCAUGGACCAUUUGUUAUAUGUAUUCCAACAGUCUCCACAAUGAGGAAGCCAUGGUUCUAAGUUCAGGCACUGCUACUUCUAGCUCAUCUAGUUUUGCGAUUCUUCGGACUGAAUAUGAUUGUGUCCUUGUAACAGUUAAGAGGAUUUUGAAUUGAGGAUUUUCAAUUAUCGUUUUAGUUUCCAAAUAACUUAUCAAAAUCAUUCUAGUUUUCAACUACAAUCUCAAUGUUAUGCAAUUGUCUAGGAAUCCUAAUGGACAUGCUCUGUUGUAUGUGUUGUGCUUAGUAAUGUUUCUUUAUGGGCAGUUGAAAGCCUAAAUCAUUGA